AUUUUUAAUAAAAGUUUUAAUGUGUUAAAAAUGAACUGAUAACAAAUUAAAUAUUAUCUACGAUACUUAAGCAACAUAAUAAAUAAGCAUUACAUUGUUCUAUAAACAUUUACUCUAUGAAUUAAAAAUAGCACAUUUAUUAGUUGUUAUUUUUUUUAUUUAUUUAUUAAAUCAACCAUGGGGCGGGUAAAAUUUUUAAUUCGCAUUUUAAUUUUUCUAUUAUCAAUAGUGUGUAUAUGGAUUUAUGUUAAACAUUGGAAUUCUGAUGGACAAACACCUCCACCAAGGCGUAGACUAGGUCCAAAUUCUUUGAAGGAAGAAUAUCAAAGGGUUGUUAUUGGUGUUUAUUAUGAAGCACUAUGUCCAGACUCUAAAAAUUUUAUAAUACGACAAUUAUUACCAACGUAUAAAAAAUUGAAAGACCAAGUGAUAAUUCAAUUGAUUCCUUAUGGCAAAGCAAAGACUGAAAAUACAUCAGAUGGUCCAGAAUUUGACUGUCAGCAUGGACCAACAGAAUGUGAAGCUAAUAUGAUACACUCAUGUGCAAUUGAAGUAUUACGUGAUCAAAAUUUAGUAUUAAAAUAUAUUUUUAUGAUCUUCAUCAAUAACUGUGGCUUGGAUCAGUACCAUUAGACAGCUGAUAUUACAAAAAAAUAUGGACACAUGACAAAUAUGUUAAAUCCAUCAAUGACAUUUGUUCCAACAAUUACACUAGAUUAUAAUCGAAUGGAAGAUAAUCAAGCAGCUUUAUUGAGAGAUUUAUCAAGUGAAGUUUGUAAACGUUUUACCAUAAAACCAAGUGAAUGUUUAUAAAUGUUAAACUGAUAGAAAUUUUAAACAAUUCUACUUAAAAAAUUUAUCGAUUAAAUAAUUU
Messenger RNA from Aphidius gifuensis, 874 nucleotides. RefSeq names its product gamma-interferon-inducible lysosomal thiol reductase-like. NCBI's taxonomy places the organism in Eukaryota, Metazoa, Arthropoda, Insecta, Hymenoptera, Braconidae. Gene Ontology annotation, molecular function: oxidoreductase activity, acting on a sulfur group of donors, disulfide as acceptor. The transcript has 4 exons. The record is from RefSeq and is a predicted model, not a curated record.